AACCCCACUGACAAUGGAGUCACGGCGCAAGCCCUUUAAAUCCUACGGCUCCUACAAGUACACGCCAGGCCUCCCUUCUCUCUUUCUUCUUUUUCUUCUUCCUCUCGCCGACCCGCUGACUCCCGCGAGGAUCGCUUGCCCAUCCUCAGUGAACGAACGGCCGCCGUCGACCCCUCCGACCUCGAGCUAGGCCUCAAUGGGUGAUUCAAAGAGCGACAAGAGUCACGGUUUGAGAAUGCUGAGGGAAACCAGCAUUGAGUUCUGGAACGGGAGUGAGGAGGAAGCUCCUGCGGAGGGUCCCAGCCACUUGCCGUACCGGCUGGCGGCAGAGGACCCGCCGUCACGGCUGAUCGGGCAGUUCCUCCACAAGCAGCGGGCCUCUGGGGAAGUGUUGCUGGACAUGGACCUGGAGAUAGAGGAGCUGCGUGGUGGCGAGAGCCGGGGGGACUUGCCUCCGGUCGCUGAUUCACCGCCGGUGCCACAGCCACCAAGGCAGAGCCAGGACGGCUCGAGGGUGUCCUUCCAGCCGCCCAUCUCGACAGGGACUGGGCUUGGUACGCCGCAGAGGCGGCACAAAGGCUCACCGAGCCAGGGGGAAGAUGGAAAUUCUGUCAGCAACAGGGAAGAGGAGGUCGUGAAAUGCACGUCGAGCGCGACUUUCCAGCGGAAGUCAAGCUUGCUCCGCACGAAAACCCAGUCGCGACUGAUGGACCCGCCGGAGGAGCCUGACCGGAGAUCGGGCCAGAUUCCACAGUCAGGCCAACCGCGGUCUGGAAUGUUGGGGAGGGCAGGGGAUGAGGAGGAGGACGACCUCUUCUUGGAAGAAGACGUGCCAGAGGCGUUCAAAAAGGCGAAGUUCAGUGCCAUGACUCUGUUACAGUGGGUGAGUUUGGUCUUGAUCAUUGGUGCUUUAGUUUGUACUCUUGCAAUUCCCGGAUUGAAGCAUAGAGAUCUGUGGAAGCUCAAACUGUGGAAGUGGGAGGUCAUGGUCUUGGUCUUGAUAUGUGGGAGGUUGGUCUCUGGGUGGAUGAUUCGAUUAGUUGUGUUCUUCAUCGAGAGGAACUUUUUGCUGCGAAAACGGGUUCUGUAUUUCGUCUACGGCAUUCGAAAAGCAGUGCAGAACUGCCUGUGGUUGGGGCUGGUCUUGAUUGCUUGGCAUGCUCUGUUCGACAAGAAGGUCGAGAGGGAGACGAACAGUGACUGGCUGAGGUAUGUCACCAAAGUGCUGGUGUGCUUCUUGGUGGGGACUCUACUGUGGUUGGUCAAGACGCUGAUCAUCAAGGUGCUGGCAUCGUCGUUCCAUGUGAGCACCUACUUUGACCGGAUCCAGGAGUCUCUGUUCAAUCAGUACGUGAUCCAGACGUUGUUGGGUCCGCCUGUGAUUGAAAUUUGGAGGACGGAGGAAGAGGAGGAGAACUUUGUGGCAGAGCUCCAGAAUUUACAGAAGGCAGGCGCGACUGUGCCGCCAGAUCUAAGGGCAGCGGCUUUUCCGACUAAAAGUGGGAUGGUAGUUGGGAGCGGAGUGGUUCAGAGAAGUCCGCAAGUGAAGAACACCAAGCUCUCUCAAGGGCUGUCGGGAAAGAGCGAGGGAGGGAUCACAAUAGAUCACUUGCACAAGCUGAAUCCCAAGAAUGUGUCUGCCUGGAACAUGAAAAGAUUGAUUAAUAUCGUGCGGCAUGGAUUUCACUCAACGUUGGAUGAGCGGAUACAGGAUUCUACUGAAGAGGAUGAGUCGGCAACAAUGAUCAGGAGUGAAAACGAAGCCAAAGCUGCAGCUAGGAAGAUCUUUCGAAAUGUGGCUAAGCCUGAUUCAAAGUUUAUCUACUUGGAAGAUCUGAUGCGGUUUAUGAGGGACGAUGAAGCCUUGAAGACGAUGAGUCUCUUUGAAGGAGCUGAUAAAUGCAAGAGAAUCAGCAAGUCGUGCCUGAAGAACUGGCUGGUCAAUGCUUUCAGAGCGAGGAGAGCACUUGCCUUGACCUUAAACGACACCAAGACUGCUGUCAAAACGCUGCAUCAGGUGGUCAACGUCAUAGUCGGGAUCGUCAUAUUGAUCAUCUGGCUUCUCAUCCUGGGGAUAGCAACAACCCAGUUCCUGCUCUUUCUCAGUUCACAGCUUGUCCUAGUCGCAUUUAUUUUCGGGAACACCUGCAAGACCAUAUUCGAGGCAAUCAUUUUCUUGUUCGUGAUGCAUCCAUAUGAUGUGGGCGAUAGGUGUGAGAUUGAUGGAGUCCAGAUGGUUGUGGAAGAGAUGAACAUUAUGACGACUGUGUUUCUGAGGUAUGACAAUCAAAAAAUUAUAUACCCAAACAGCACUUUGGCAACGAAGGCCAUCGGCAACUAUUAUCGGAGCCCUGACAUGGGAGACGCGGUCGAAUUCUGUGUGCACAUAUCUACCCCAGCGGAGAAGAUUGCAGCCAUGAAGCAUAAGAUAACAAGUUAUGUCGACAGCAAGAAAGAGCACUGGUAUUCCUCGCCUAUGAUCAUAAUGAAGGAUAUAGAAGAACUGAACAAAGUGAGGAUCGCCGUGUGGCUGUGCCACAGGAUGAACCACCAGAACAUGGGGGAGAAGUUCGAGAGGCGAGCCCUCUUGAUCAAGGAGAUGGUCAAGAUGUUCAGAGAGCUUGACAUCCAAUACCGCCUGCUACCACUCGACAUCAAUGUCCGCGCAAUGCCUGCUUCGAGCUCUGCACGGGUUCCUCCUGCAUGGGCAAAUGCUGGCUGAGUCGCUCGGCUGGUAGGAUAAAGAGCUGCAUUCACCCACAGUAUAUUGGCAGCUGGUAUUCCCCGGCAGCAGUGCGAAGCGGAAGUAGCAGCUCUCAUCGAACACAUUCAUCGCACUCGGUGAAAAUUUGGUUUCUCCAUUUUUCCCGGCACCUUUAGGCUCUUUUCCUUUCUUAAUCUGAGGCAUACUUGAAAUUAGAGAAUGGUUUAUAUAAAUGAUGCUUUGAAAUUGAGGGGACACAGGAUGUUACUCGAGAGAGUUGUCAGAAUGUAGAUGUUCAUAUAUCUAGUGAUGUUCGUCCUGUUACUUUUCAGCAAUUUUAGUUUAUCCGACAUGUAUCCUAAACUUCCUUUGAUGGAAAAUUGCAAACAAAACAUAUCGGUUUCACCUUCA
Messenger RNA from Eucalyptus grandis, 3115 nucleotides. Its product is annotated as mechanosensitive ion channel protein 6-like. The transcript is spliced from 5 exons. Gene Ontology annotation, molecular function: mechanosensitive monoatomic ion channel activity. Gene Ontology annotation, biological process: monoatomic anion transport; transmembrane transport. Gene Ontology annotation, cellular component: plasma membrane. The record is from RefSeq and is a predicted model, not a curated record. NCBI's taxonomy places the organism in Eukaryota, Viridiplantae, Streptophyta, Magnoliopsida, Myrtales, Myrtaceae. Bases 197 to 2722 code for a protein of 841 amino acids.